CGGCGAAGAGCACUUUAGCUGCUUUUUACCCUUUUUUUACCAGGUUUAAAGGGGAAAAAAUAAGCGAAAUAGAGAGUACAGAUAAAUUGUAGAUAGCUGAAGGACUCUGUGCGGGGGAAAGCAAGUUCUUAGAGUAGUUUAGAGGCUGGAAAUGGGGGUAAAAUCUUAGCUAGCGUCCCCUGAGUCCACUCCACUGAACUCUCGCCGCCUGUGCGGAGCUCCGUUCAGGCCGCGGCUUGUUUUUGUUGUUAUUGUCGUCAAAAUGGCGACUGGCGCUGAGGCCCCGGAGUCCUGGUACCUCGCCCUGCUCGGCUUCGCGGAACAUUUUCGCACGUCGAGCCCACCUAAAAUACGUCUGUGUGUGCACUGUCUCCAGGCUGUGCUUCAGUUUAAACCUUCGCAGAGGGUAGAAGCCCGAACGCACCUCCAGCUCGGCUCGGUCUUGUACCACCACACCAAGAACAGCGACUUGGCCCGGAGUCAUUUGGAAAAAGCGUGGUGCAUCUCGCAACAAGUCCCACAGUUUGAAGAUGUUAAAUUUGAGGCUGCCAGUCUCCUCUCGGAGCUCUAUUGCCAACAGAAUUUGGUUGAUUCUGCUAAGCCUUUACUACGCAAAGCCAUUCAGAUCUCCCAGCAGACUCCAUAUUGGCACUGCAGAUUGUUAUUCCAGCUAGCACAACUGCACACACUAGAGAAGGACUUGGUGUCUGCGUGUGACCUGUUGGGUGUAGGUGCAGAAUAUGCCAGAGUCGUGGGAUCAGAAUAUACCAGAGCGCUGUUUCUUUUGAGCAAAGGGAUGCUGCUGCUGAUGGAGCGUAAGCUGCAGGAGGUACACCCUUUGCUCACGUUGUGUGGGCAGAUUGUGGAGAAUUGGCAAGGAAACCCCAUACAGAAGGAGUCCCUCCGGGUGUUUUUCCUAGUGCUCCAGGUUACACAUUACUUGGACGCUGGACAGGUGAAAAGCGUAAAGCCAUGUUUGAAGCAGCUGCAGCAGUGUAUUCAGACCAUCUCAACACUUCAUGAUGAUGAAAUCCUGCCCAGUAACCCUGCAGAUCUUUUCCACUGGCUGCCGAAGGAGCAUAUGUGUGUGCUUGUCUACCUGGUGACGGUCAUGCAUUCAAUGCAGGCUGGCUACUUGGAAAAGGCACAGAAGUACACAGAUAAAGCUCUCAUGCAACUAGAGAAACUAAAAAUGUUGGACUGCAGUCCAAUCCUCUCUUCAUUCCAAGUCAUCCUGCUGGAGCACAUCAUCAUGUGUCGCCUGGUUACAGGCCACAAGGCGACGGCACUGCAGGAGAUCUCUCAGGUGUGUCAGCUGUGCCAGCAGUCUCCUCGCUUGUUCUCCAACCAUGCUGCCCAGCUCCAUACUCUAUUAGGUUUGUACUGCAUUUCAGUGAAUUGCAUGGACAAUGCAGAGGCUCAGUUCACUACAGCGUUGCGGCUCACUUCACACCAGGAGUUGUGGACCUUCAUCGUGACCAACCUGGCCAGUGUAUACAUUAGAGAGGGCAACCGACACCAAGAGCUUUAUAGCCUACUAGAGAGAAUAAACCCUGACCAUAACUUUCCUGUGAGUUCUCAUUGUCUGCGGGCUGCAGCCUUUUAUAUUCGAGGACUCCUCUCCUUCUUCCAGGGACGCUACAAUGAGGCCAAACGUUUCCUGCGUGAGACCCUAAAGAUGUCCAAUGCAGAGGAUCUGAAUCGGCUGACCGCAUGCUCUCUUGUUCUUCUUGGACACAUAUUUUAUGUCCUUGGAAACCACAGGGAAAGCAACAACAUGGUGGUCCCAGCCAUGCAGCUGGCCAGCAAGAUUCCUGAUAUGUCUGUUCAACUCUGGUCAUCUGCUCUUCUCAAAGAUCUGAAUAAAGCCUGUGGGAACACAAUAGAUGCUCAUGAGGCGGCUCAGAUGCACCAAAACUUCUCUCAGCAGCUACUGCAGGAUCACAUAGCUGCCUGCAGCCUGCCUGAACACAACCUCAUAAGUUGGACAGACGGACCUCCACCCGUCCAGAUCCAAGCUCAGAACGGACCCACAACCAGCCUGGCCAGCCUGCUUUGAAUAUACAAUACACACUUUACACACAGAUACACAUCAUCCAUUUACACACACACAUAUACACAUACACACACCUCACUCACUGUGAGCACACAAAUUGUACAUACAGGUCAGCCUCCUCUGAGCCCUCACAAACACACACACACACAUGUACAUGCACUCGCUCACACACAUACUCACACUCACAUGCACAUUACAACUCAAAAGGAGAGAGGACUCCUCUGCCUUCGACCUGCAGAUUUUAUCUUGUAUUUUUCAGAUUUUAACUUAUUCUUAUUGAACAUGUAUGCUGUUGGGACGCUGAGAUUUUUCAUUCAUUCAGUCUUGGAGAAAGGCUGGGGCGUUAAGUCCUGAGUACUAUAGGCACGAAUAGUCUAGUUUAGUGCUUAUGAACCUCCACACACGGCAAAUAGAAAAGAAACCUUUAAAUAAAACUGAGAAGAGGCUUGUAGUAUUGUAAUAUUUUAUUUGGCUGAUUGGUUACCAGGCAGAUGCUAUUUUUAUGGAUAUCUUUGGUGACUCUACUAGAAAGAAGUUCCUCUUCUUCAUAUCGGUGAGAACUUCACUUUACGUCUGAUUGGCCUCCUCUGCCAAGUGUGUAUGUUCAUGUACGAACUCAGUUUGGAAGACCCUUCCAACAGACCAGUCUGUUUUUUUGUCUUUUGUUUUUUUUUUUGUUUUUUUUCUCUCCAUUGUCAUAAUUAUUAACAUUUAAAAAAUAUAUUUAAUUCCAGCGCAUUAUUCAUUACCUUAACCAGAUUGGGCUAAACAUACUGCGAUGUGUGUCGUCGGCUUUGCAAUGAAACAGUAGGUAUGGUUGGGGUGGGUUAAGAUUAGGCUCUACCUGGAAGCAGGACAAUGAUUAUCAGGCCAACUUGUUCAAUUUAUGUAAAUCUAGAGCUGAUCCUAAAUUAAAUGAUUUGGAGUAAUCUAGUGUUUUUCAACCUAAUCUUUCUGCCUGUAACAUCUGUAGCAUACAGUUGAUUUACUAUGGAUGAUAAAAGUGCAAAUAUUUUAGAUAUUAAAGACGGAUGCUUUGCUCUUAAAGAAAGUUUUAUCUAAACUAACUGUAUAGUAUAGACAUCAGGCUCUUUAUCCUUUAACACUUUAAAUGUACAAAAUAGCAAAAAAAAAUUCAAAUUGAAUUUUGGCCUCCUAAAAUAUUAUCAUUUAAAAUCCAAAUAUUUUAUGAAAACAUUCAGGCACUUGUUGCUGUACUGUUUGAAAGUGUUUUUAUAAUAAAUGUUUCCCUGUACACUGACAUACCAGAAGUUAUGGGACAGGAUUUUGCCACAUCCCACGGAAGUUAAUGCCACACUGAUCUGCAUUAUAUGUGUGUGGAAUCUUCUGCAUUAAAUCUGGGUGUGAUUUUAGCCAGACACCACUGGUCAAGAUCAUUAGCAAACUUACAUUAAUUGCAGUAAUAACACACUGGCCGGAUAACGAGAGAGCACCUCACAGCUUGCACAGGUUUGGGUUUUCUUAAGCACUUUGUGAUCAGUUUAUAUCCUGUGAUCUACAGUAUGAUGCAGAUGUGAUGCAGAUGAUAUUUAUUGAAAAACACUGGUCUAUACUUAUUUGAUUUAGAUCUAAAGUUGGCCUGUAUCCAGUCCCCUGUAUUUAAAGCCUUGCAUGUAAAUAACGACAGGUAGAGCUCCAGAGCAGAAAAGCAGUGUUGCCCAGUCAGAACAGGCUGAAGGAUAUGCAGAGAUACAAUAUUCAGUCAGAACAGGAAGAGAGCUCGCAAGGGCAGCUAAACACUGAAAGGCAAUUGAUUCAGAUAAUUAAUUGAUAGCAGAAUAUCAGUUGUCGUUGCACCUGGGGUCAGUAUGAGUCGUCUCUUUAAUGCUGUCUAAUCCACAUCUCUCUAAGUAUUGUUUCAGCAUUGUGAGAUAUAUAUAUAUUUCUUUCUCUCUUUUGUCCUAUUUCAUCAUUUAUUUUUUUAACUGUAUCUAAGAUGAGUAACUAAAUGCAUAGUAAUCUUGUUUUUCUUUGUUUUGUUUUUUGUUUUUCGUUUUCACAGUUUAUGUCUCGUGAGGGGUAUUCUGAAGUAUGUAUAGAAUUUUUCUAUUUUGAGAGCUGCAGAUACUUUCAGAGCAGCAUCUUAAAUUUCUUUACCAAUGACAGUUUUAGUAAAAAAAUAAAAUAAAGAAACAUUUUGGCAAUGCGGUUUUAAGGAAAUGCUGUCGGAUAUAUAGAAACAAAGGCGGACAUGGUUAUAGUUUAGGCAGUUUUGGUCUUCAAAUUGCAAUUGUUAGAUCAGGAGUGGGCAGUUCCUGUGCUGAAGGGGGCUGGAUUCCAGCAUAGUUUUUUGUUUUUUUGCUUUUCCGGUUUAAACAUACCCGAUUCAAAUCUCUUGUUAAUUAUCAGGUUUACUAGGUCUUCGGCUGUGUUCAGACUACAGGCAAAUCAGAUUUGUUUCUCAAAUCAGAUCUGUUGAGAUGAUGUUUUUUGCAAGUGAUCAGAUCGGAUUUGUGUGAGAGAUGAGAAGAGGAUGCAUCUGUACAAGUCUGAUUUUAAUUAUAUUUCAAACCACCGGACAUCAUGUGGUUUGUAGCUGUAAGUCUAUCAAAAUUUAACCUGGAUGGAGUAUAGAUAUCCCAAAAUUAUGAUUUGGCCUUGCAAAUAUUCUACGUUCACACAACAGGUAAAAGUGGCCAAAUCCAUUAUUUAUUUUAGGCUGUUGAUCUGACUUCUGGCUCAUGAUUUGUAAUUGGCACACGUGCAAUAGAACAGUGCUUCACAUUAAGUUUCACUUUAAUCCUUUUCAGAAUCUCAGGAGCAGUGAAUUACGACUGCAGCUGAGCUAACCACCAAAACGUUCCUCCAGCUCGUUGGAAAGAGCAUGUUAUUCGGCCAUAGACAGGUUUUUAUUUUGUAAUUUUCAUUUGACGCUGAAGCAUCAAUCUCAAGCUGCAUUUGGAUGAUUUAUUAGUGACCCAAAUCGAAAAUAAAAAAUGUCAGAUUUACGUUUUUUUCAGCUGGACAAAUGACAAAAAAGAUCGGAUUUUAGUCAGGUUUAUUGGCUGUGUAAACGUAGCCAUAGGGUCUUCAAAGUGACUCAAAUCUGAUUUCAAAGACUGAAUAUGGCUGCUCAAACUGAAGUCAAAUUUAAUAAGUUUCUCAUAUCAGAUCUGUUGAGAUGACCAUCUGCACUGUUGUUGGCAAUUGAUCAGAUGAGAUUUGUUUCUCUGGACAUCACAAACAUUUGGGUUGCUGUGGUAUUGAGGUUGACGUCAGUAACUGACCUUUAGUGCUUUUCUUGGACCCCUGCUCUCUCCCUGUCGCACUGUGACACCAAAGACGUGCUAUUUCAGUUUGAGCGUCCAGACUAAGAAGCGUCUGUACAAAUCAGAUUUCAGUUAAAUAAAAAUAAUAAUAAAUUGCAUUGCAAACCACCUUUAAACGUGACUUUGAUCUGAUUUGCAAACAUCGUAUUUCAUCUGAUUUCUAGCUGUUCAAUUUUUUUUUUAUCUUAAUGCAAUCUACGUAGACCAGAAAUCAGAUUUGGGCUGGCAGUCUGAACAUGGCGCAAGAGCAAAGAUAUCAGUGAACAAGGCUGGACUCCGGCCCCUUUUGCUUACCCCUGUGUAAUUGUUUAAAAGCCUUCAAAAAUAGGAUUGUCAUUACUUGCCUAAAAGCACCAGCGUACUAUUUCUCAAAUAACAGGGCUUUAUGUUUGGUCUAAUAGUUUUUAUCCCCCUUAUUAUUACACAUGCUUUAGGCUUGAAUCACCCAAAAAAAAGUUUUGUUGAUGUGGUUAGAGUGUGGCAGCAACUGCAGCCAGCAGAUGGCACUAUAGGGUCACGUAUAACUACAUGCGCUUCGAUCAGCACUGAACUAACUGUCUGAUAAGCAGGAGUUUUAGGGUGGCUGGCUGAUCCCCAGAUUCAGAUUCCUGCAGUGAAGUCUAAUCUAAGAUCAGAUCUUCGGUCCUGAAGAGUGAAGAUCUAAUAUAAGGUCCUGGUACAGUCUCAUAUUAAGUGUGUAUAAAGGGGAAAGAAGCGUUCCAGAUUCUCUGAUUCCAUUCUUAACACAAAACCUUUCAUAAAACAUGCUAGUAAAUAUAUUCAUAUUAUUCUUUAUCUUGAUUGACGCCCAUAACACUUUCUGUUCUUUCCCUCUCAAAGACACUGUAUUUUUUGUACUGAUAUAUCACUAUGCUUUUUUUUUUGUUUGUUUUAUAUAACUUUUAUCCACUGUACAAACCCAGUCAAAAAGGUUUCUUUAAGGUAUUUUUACCCCCUGCCCUCUUUUCUGUAGUUUUAACAAAUAAAUUCAUUUAUUACGUUU
This is a messenger RNA of Astyanax mexicanus (Mexican tetra), 6349 nucleotides long. RefSeq names its product MAU2 sister chromatid cohesion factor (gene mau2). Gene Ontology annotation, biological process: mitotic sister chromatid cohesion; maintenance of mitotic sister chromatid cohesion. Bases 263 to 2059 code for a protein of 598 amino acids. Gene Ontology annotation, molecular function: double-stranded DNA binding; protein binding. Lineage: Eukaryota; Metazoa; Chordata; Actinopteri; Characiformes; Acestrorhamphidae. The record is from RefSeq and is a predicted model, not a curated record. Gene Ontology annotation, cellular component: SMC loading complex; chromatin. The transcript has 19 exons.